This is a messenger RNA of Peromyscus californicus insignis, 2064 nucleotides long. RefSeq names its product IQ motif containing G (gene Iqcg). Gene Ontology annotation, molecular function: protein binding. Gene Ontology annotation, cellular component: cytoplasm; sperm flagellum. The transcript has 11 exons. The coding region runs from base 585 to 1676 and encodes 363 amino acids. NCBI's taxonomy places the organism in Eukaryota, Metazoa, Chordata, Mammalia, Rodentia, Cricetidae. Gene Ontology annotation, biological process: cilium organization; sperm axoneme assembly. The record is from RefSeq and is a predicted model, not a curated record.
GGGCGGGCGGGCCCGCCGCGCGGCCUUGUGGGAGGCACGCCCCGCCCCUCUCCGCGCUUAGGCGGCUUGCACUGCGCCGGAGCGCCAGGGUCGGGGAAGAGGCUCGACUCAGCCGAGCCACGCUCCGGAACUUUACUCUCUUCUCCCGUUCUUUCAUCUCUGCAAGCGGCCACACGUAUUACUUCGAAACAAACGAGCAAACAAACAAAAAGGCAAAAUUGUAGUCUACUAAGAAAAAGGCAAAGGUCCUACGGGAGGGGAAAAAAAACGGACGCCUGCGCGUUGCCAUAGCUACGCCUUAGUUUGGGUCCCGCUUCCUGCCGGGCUGGUAGAAAGCCUACAUGGAGGAGCAAACUGGGCAUGUUGGCUCUUGUGUCUGUAAUCUCUGCACUUGGAAGGCUGAAGUAUGAAGAUCAAUUUAUGUUUCAGGCCAGUCAGAGUUUCAAGCAGGGUCUCCCUUAGCCCAACCUGGUCUGAAACUUAAUAUCCUGCCAGUGGUGAUCCUGAACUCCUGAUCUCCAUCCUCCACCUCCCAGGUGCCAGGAUGCCGGAACCAUCGUACUCUACCACUUCCACCUUUUGUGAUGCUGGGGGUUGGCUCUAGGGCCUUGCACACAAUAGGACGUAUUCUACCAUGGGCCUCCAUCCUCAGCCCUAAGCUUUACCGUCGUUGCCUUAUAGUUCACCAGGUGAAAUCCAGCCACGAAGGAACAUCUGUGGUCUCAAGUACAAGGAAAACAUCUCUUACUAAAGAAAGAUCCACAGUCCCAGAAACCAAACAACGAGGCCUGGAUUCUAUCCUUAAAAAACCUACAAGACAGACCAUGAUGACUCUGGAGACACUGAAGAAGAUUGAGAACGACAGGCAAUAUUUGAGUGACGUGAUUGCCAACACCAUGAGGGAGAUGCAGGAUUCGGGUUCUUUCAAGAGUCUCCUGGAAGCCUUGGACACAGAAAGAGAUAAAAAGAUGCACUUCCACGAAGCCAUCACAAGGGAGGAAAAAGGAAGAAGAGAGAUAAAAUCUCUUCAGAAACAGUUAAUUGAUGUCAAAAAGGAAUGUCAAAUGCAAGUCCAGAAUGGGAACAAAUACAUUUCUCACCUCAAGGACCAGUUACAAGAGAUGAAGGCCAAAACCAACUUGGAGAAUCUUUAUAUGAAAAGAAAUACUGAGCUGCAGAUUUCCCAGACCCAGAAGAAAUGUAACAGAGCAGAGGAACUCUUACUGGAGGAGAUUGAGAAGCUGAGGAUGAGAAUUGAAGAAGAGAACCGAGUUCACAUGGACAUUGAAAUGUUCCUUAAAAAAGAGCAGCAGAAACUUGAGGAGAAGCUAGAGUUCUGGAUGGAGAAAUUUGAUAAAGAUACAGAAGCAAAACAGAAUGAGUUAAAUGCUCUCAAGGCUGCCAAGGCCACCAACCUAUCACACCUUCAGGACCUUGCGAAGACGAUCCGGGAGUAUGAGCAGGUCAUCAUUGAGGACCGGAUGGAAAAGGAGAAGACCAGGAAGAAGAUGGAGCAGGAUGACCUGGAGCUGAAGAGCAUCGUGAAGCUCCAGGCCUGGUGGCGAGGUACAGUGGUCCGGAAGGAAAUUGGAGGUUUCAAAAUGCCCAAGAAAGGGAAAGAUGACGGCAAAGAUUCCAAAGGCAAGGAGAAGGAUAAACGGAGAGGCAAGAAGUGAGGAGUGACAAGUACCUGUUGUUCUUUCGUCUGGUCUCAAGAGACACCCGUGAUGAAGAUCUUCACCCAGGACGCCUAGGGAGGUCCCCAGGCCUGUUACCCUAGUUUUCAAACCCCGAAUGGGGGCUAUCCCAUGGCUGUAGGGCCUCUUCAGACUGUGGAUUGGGGGAAGACAUGUUGAAUAGUUUUGUGAACAUUCUCAUCAGAAAACAGUUCAUCAGCUUAUAGUGAUGGACUAAAAACUUCUGUAAUAUUUGAGUCUGAUUUAAUGCCAUAUGAUUAAAGUGAAAAACUGUUAUAAACAAAAGUGAGAAUUCAGUGAGAAUAUAAGGUUAUCACUUAGCAUAUGUAUGCACAUGGUAGUUAAUAAACUUUGGUUCUCGACUGUC